CUUACGGUUAAAUCACAAUGUCUACCCAUAUUCGUUCCAACAAUACUAUGAAGAAUACCAAACAAAAACAAGAAACACCUCCCUCCCACCAAAUUCGCGCCCUCCACACACCCACCACAAUAACAAUCUACCAGGCAUAUCCACCCUCCAUCGCCUGCCCCGCCAUCACCACCCAAUCAUUCACCAAAGUCCCCCAAUUCAGCCGGACCCGGAUGACAUGGAUAAAGCCCUCCUUCCUAUGGAUGGCAUACCGCUCCGGGUACGCCAGUAAAAAGGGACAGGAGCAUGUUCUAGCUAUUGAAAUCACGAGGGAAGGGUUCGAGUGGGCGCUGCGGCAUGCUUGUCUUUCACAUACACCCAAUGGUGCUUCAGAGGAGGAAGUUAGGGCUUGGACGGAGAAGAUGAAGAAGAGUCCGGUUAGGGUUCAGUGGGAUCCUGAGCGGGAUUUAUGGGGGAGGCCGCUGGGUUGGCGCAGUUUGCAGGUUGGAUUGAAGGGGGAGGCGGUUGAACAGUAUAUUGAGCAGUGGAUUCUGGGGAUUAGAGAUGUUACAGAGCUGAUGCAUGAUGUUAGUCGGAGGGUGGAUGUGGGCGAUGUUGAGGGGGCCAAGGCACUGUUGCCUAUAGAAGAUGUUUUUGAGUUGCCAGAAGAUAUUGGGAGGGGAAUUGGAAUGGAAGGAUAGAGUAUAUUAUAGACUACACCCAUAUAAUAAUAUGCGAAUACUAAUUAGGGC
Messenger RNA from Aspergillus versicolor CBS 583.65, 731 nucleotides. Its product is annotated as DUF4291 domain-containing protein. The transcript has a single exon. The coding region runs from base 18 to 680 and encodes 220 amino acids. Lineage: Eukaryota; Fungi; Ascomycota; Eurotiomycetes; Eurotiales; Aspergillaceae. The record is from RefSeq and is a predicted model, not a curated record.